GAUACCAUGGUGAUAGGAAUAGACACAAUUCUUGUUUUAUUUUUAUGAUCAUGCAAAUCCAACGGUAAUAUAAAAACAGCCAGUAUUGUGAACUUUGUUCCUUAAAUGUGUUAUUGGUGUUAAAGUUGUUCGCCACUUACGUUUCGUGAAGUGACUAUUUUAAGAAUAUUUUUUUUUAUGUAAUUUUCUUCUUUUUUUGUGAAACUAACUAAUCUGUGAAAAUGAAAUUUCAACACGAAUGGAGAAUUCAAGUGCCGUGGGGGCAGCUGGCUUUGAUCAGCCGAGGGCAUCCAGAUGGAGAGCCAGUGUUCCUGGUCCACGGGAGACAGGACAGCUCCUCGAUCUUCACGCCCCUCAUCAACAUGAUGACCGAUCAGUAUUAUUACGUGGCACUGGAUAUGCCUGGUAACGGACUCUCUGAUGCCUUUCCGAAGGCCGCCUCAGAGAGGGAGGACCCGGAUCAUCUCCGUUACGCGGUGUAUUUCGACACACCACCUAAACCGAGCGAGCCGUUUGUAGACUUCUGUAGAAAUCGUAUGUUGACGUAUAAAAACAAAAAUCCAAGAUCCGGUCCGAAGCUAAUGAGGUUCCACUUCCUGUACGCUAUGGAGCUGGCCAUCGCACACCUUGGAUGGGAGAAGUUCAUCUUUAUGGGACAUUCUAUGGGAUGUGAACAAGGUUUAUUCUAUAACGCGAUAUACCCGGACCGUAUAACAAAGAUGAUCCUCCUGGACGCCGGGCCGACGCUGAUGAGGAUGCAGAUCGAGGACCCAGCGGAGUUCCAGAGGAUAUACUACGAUACUUACUACGAUAACUAUCAUCAUGAGAAUUUCGAGACAAAGCUAUACACAAGGAACACAGCCACUGAAGCGCUGAAGCGGCUCCGAGAUCUGAACGACCCGCAAUGUGCAUUCCUGCUCCAAAGGAAUUUUCAUGAAAUCGACGAUCGGAGUUGGCACCAACUCGAAGAAUGGCAUUCAGGAGAAAUGAUAAGACGAAGACAAGAACAGGCUCGUUUCCAAGAUGUAGCCAGCUCCUCAAAUGAUGCACGGAAUCCACUUGAAGGGAGAUCUGAAAGCCCAUCUCCAAUGUUGGAGUUCGAGUCGGAUUCUGAUGAUGGAUCAGCGGUACAGAAGAUGAGGAACCCUGGUCCUCCAUUGACUACUUCGCAGCUGGUUGAGCAGUAUAUGAGGCAGUACAAGCUUCGGUUUUCCGGUGAACUAGGCACCCUGAACGGUGAUAAUCCAGAACGUCUAAGAGUAUCGCGCGAUGUACCGAAGUCAACGACCUGCCCGGACGGGACGCCAGCGUUGGACCUCAGUCAAAUCAUUAAACAUAUGCGGGAACAUGAUCCUGUUGGGUACUUAUCAUGGGACAAUCGUCUAAAAAACCUCGCGCCCCAAAAUUACGGGAACGAUUACUAUUUCGAAUUAUUUAAAACUAUACCGCCAUCGUUGUUUGUGGUCGCUAGCGAUGGCAUGAAAAGCGCGCCAAAGAAUCCAAUAUGGCGGGAGCGCGCCAUGGAGCUAAUAGAUAGAUUGUCAAAAUUAAAUAAUUUCAAUCGCGUCGAUGUCGAAGGGAGCCACGAUGUCCAUUUUACUCACCCUGAAAGAGUGGCUCCUCAUGUUAUUAAGUUUUUAAAAGAUAAUAAAAUCAAUUCGAAGUUAUAAUAUGUUUUUGUUUGUUUCUUUUUUUGGUAAAAUUCUGUCUGAUUCAUUGUUAAAGGUGGUGUAUAAGUUUUGAAACUAUUAUAUUUAUUAUAAUUGAGUAUAUUUUAGUGAGAUAUGAAUUAAAUGAAUUAUACGAAUGAUAAGUGUGGGAGAGCCAUG
Spodoptera litura is the source of this 1829-nucleotide messenger RNA. RefSeq lists its product as uncharacterized. Gene Ontology annotation, cellular component: membrane. NCBI's taxonomy places the organism in Eukaryota, Metazoa, Arthropoda, Insecta, Lepidoptera, Noctuidae. The record is from RefSeq and is a predicted model, not a curated record.